Anoplophora glabripennis (Asian longhorned beetle) is the source of this 3930-nucleotide messenger RNA. It is a transcript of the gene stck, whose product is annotated as LIM and senescent cell antigen-like-containing domain protein 1. The record is from RefSeq and is a predicted model, not a curated record. The coding region runs from base 901 to 1959 and encodes 352 amino acids. The transcript has 7 exons. Gene Ontology annotation, cellular component: cell-cell junction; cytoplasm; focal adhesion. Gene Ontology annotation, biological process: cell-cell junction organization; positive regulation of substrate adhesion-dependent cell spreading; positive regulation of integrin-mediated signaling pathway. NCBI's taxonomy places the organism in Eukaryota, Metazoa, Arthropoda, Insecta, Coleoptera, Cerambycidae.
AAAUCAGCGAUACUGAAAUUUGUUCAAAUAUGUAUUUUGUAACAUUUGUAAUACAAAUAAAAUUAUUUUUUAUAUUGAUAUUAAAGAACGUUUGCAGAAAAACUUGUUAGGAAGAAAACUUUAAUAGGCAAAGGUAAAUGUAAAGUAUAUUACAAAAAUUAAUAAAAAUUUUCCGAUUUGACCAACUUGCUAAAGGUGCAAGGAUAUUCAAAAGCAGUAAAAACUAAUAAAAAACAAUAAAACUUUCUGAUUUGAUAUGCAAAAGCCCUCCCCAAAGAACGCCCAUGUACUAUCUAUUAAUAAUGUCUCUAUUAAUAUUUGUGUAAAUGUAUUAGUUUUUUAUAUAACCAAUUUUUUGUAAUAAAUAAUAUUGAUGUAUUCUUGGCAUCUCACGUAUGCUUAUGGACGCACUGGUAUAUUUAAAAAAGAAAGUCGAUUAUUUGCAGCCCAGCAUGUCCUUUUUUUAAAUUUUAUUCAGCGUGUUUGCAAUGUUGCAUUCUUGUAUGCAUUAAAAGGAUAUAAACCAGCACAUAUCUUAAAAGUACCGCUCUUGCAAAAUUGCACAUCCGUUUCUUGUUCUUUAAAUGGGCAUAUUGGCUGCUAUUGGUUGUCGGACAACUUGUUUUGAAAACAAAAUUCAUUUUUUAAAUAGGUCAGAUCGGUUAGAUCACUUAAAAGGUAUUCUUUUCCUCAUCUUCUACCUUGUGUUAAAAAGAAACAAAGCUCCCAGUGCAGCGAAAGAACAUAAGAUGAGGUUACAGGAAAAUGACAAGUGACCAGUAAAAUAUAUGGGUGUGUUAACAUUUCCUAAUUAUUAAUUGCUUUACCAUAUUUGUGUAUUUUUCCCACGGGAAUCGGUUUCCUACUUUACUUUUCUUUUUGGUACGAGGAAUCUUUAAAAUGUCGCCGACACCUAUGCCAGGUUUGACUGCCAACAUGUCUCGUGACAAUAUGAUUUGUUCGAAGUGUGGAGAAGGAUUUGAGCCUCAGGAGAAAAUCGUCAAUUCCACUGGUCAGUUAUGGCAUCAACAAUGUUUUGUUUGCGCCCAGUGCUUCCGUCAGUUCCGUGAUGGGGUAUUCUACGAAUUUGACGGUCGUAAAUACUGCGAGCACGACUUCCAUGUGCUCUUCGCCCCUUGCUGCAACAAAUGUGGCGAGUUCAUCAUCGGACGUGUCAUCAAAGCGAUGAACGCCAGCUGGCACCCACGCUGUUUCCGAUGUGAGGAGUGCAGUGUGGAAUUGGCAGACACGGGUUUUAUUAAGAAUGGAGGGAGAGCACUUUGCCACGAGUGCAAUGCCAAGGUGAAAGCGAGAGGAUUGGGGAAAUACGUUUGUCACAAGUGCCAUGCGAUGAUCGAUGACCAGCCAUUGAAGUUCCGCGGCGAGGUGUACCACCCUUACCAUUUCAACUGCACCGCUUGCGGCGUCGAACUCGACAGCAAUGCUAGGGAGGUCAGGAACCGCUCCGGCUACGCCAAGAACGACAUGAACGAGUUGUACUGUCUGCGUUGCCACGACAAGAUGGGAAUACCCAUCUGCGGGGCUUGCCGUCGACCCAUCGAGGAGAGGGUGGUUACGGCUCUCGGUAAACACUGGCAUGUUGAGCAUUUUGCUUGUGCCAAAUGCGAGAAACCGUUCUUCGGACACCGCCAUUACGAGAAGAAAGGCUUGGCCUACUGCGAGACGCAUUACCACCAAUUGUUCGGGAAUCUUUGUUUCGUUUGCAACCAGGUCAUUUCUGGCGACGUGUUUACCGCCUUGAACAAGGCUUGGUGCGUUCAUCAUUUCGCCUGUUCGAUCUGCGACCAGAAAAUGAACCAGAAGACCAAGUUUUACGAGUGCGAUCUGAAACCGGUCUGCAAGAAGUGCUACGAGAAGUUCCCUGGCGAGUUCCGCAGACGUCUGAGGCGCCAGCACGAGGCCACACCCAAAAAGGCCGGUACACCCGUGUCUUCCUAAAUUAGUGUGGGUUUUAGGGCCGACGGAGACGCAGAUGUUCUUUAAUGAUGUCCCGACCACUUUUUUUACUUUAGAUUUUUUCCUCGUACUAUAGUUCGUUUCAGGUAACAAGAAGUAUAGAAGUUAAAAGUUUUGGUACCGCUUCGUAGCGAUAAAUUCGUCGCCAAAUUAAAUAUUAAGCGUAAUAAAAUAGUUUCUAUGUAUUUUCUUUGGUGAUUUGUAUCUUAUUUCUCUGAAACAGACUAUAUGUUUAAAAUAUCACUGCCUUUAUUGAUUCUAAAAUUAGAUGUUAGUACUUUUUAAUCGCUUGCUUUCUUAAUAUUUUAGCUUCCACUAGAUAAAUAUUUUUAUAGAUCAUUCAUGUUUAUUCGUCGUAGACUAAUUUUUUAAUUCGAUGUAAUAUCAGUGGGGCAAGAAACACAAUUUUGGAGGAAAAGGAUAGAAAAUGCCUCUAUUUAUGGUGUUAAAGUUUUCCAUUUUGCUUUAUCGGAACUUCAUUUUUGCUCCACUCGCUAGAAAGACAUUCGCUUGCUUUUUUUAUAGGGCGCAACUAAAUUACUUGGAUAAACUUUGAUGAUGGAUUCUACGUAACAAAUUAUUAUCGGAAAAAAAUCCUGCAAACUUAUCCUGAAAAUACAUUUUCAUUCAAAACAUCAAAUUUUUUUUUAACGAGGAAUAGUUAUUAAAAUAUUAGACCAAAGCUCGCAUUUCAUUUAGACGGUCUAAAAAAAUUUCAACAUUUGGUGUUCAGACCAAGCUUUUCAUAACUGCAUUAAACGUUUCCCUGACCUACUUUGUGAGGGAAGAGUAAUAAAAUAUUCUUUGCGAUUUCCCUUUUACACUAAUUAAAUGAAAAAAAUUGCUUAAAAUGUGGCAAAUAAAUAAUUAUAACGUCAUUUAAUGAAACGGUCUUGUUCAACUGGAGAUUAUGAUUGUAAAAGCCGUGGAAAAUCACAUGCACAGAAGAAAUCGACCCUUACAGCUGCCAUACUGGAUAUUUUUAUUACAUAACCUCACUUUUAGUUUCAGUGUGUGGUUUUUAGAUGUUUAACAAUCUUGAUUAUUUUUCAUAAAUACGAACCAAAGUGAGUACCACUCGAUCAAUUUCGUAUAUACGAUAUUUUUUUUUGUUCAUUAAAGUUUGACCAGGCCUUUAGUUCACCUUCUGCACAUAGAAAGAGCUAAUUAGACAAACUUUUGAAAGAUGUAUAUAAUUUUACACUUUGUACUCGCCUGUAACAUAAGCCCUAGUAAUAAUAGAAUAACUUAAUACUUUCUCCACUCCGAUCGUUUUACGAUAAAAUAUGAACCCAAGACGGCAGAAAUUCCUUUCGCGAUACCGAGAUAACCCGAACCUACGAGGUUCGGUGAGGUUUCAUAGGUCUCAACUUUAAAUUUAGCUUAUAUAUCGUACUUUACUUACCCGUAUAGUUUCCUUCUCGUUGAUUUAUCUCCUUAUGUAAACCUUACCGUCACGGCGAGGUUUAAAGAAUUGUGUGUAGUACAAUCAUUAAGUUUUAUAAGUUUUAGUUUCUUCAAGGAAACGAAGUAAUAUCUAUAUAAAAUGCUUUAGGGAGUAGUUAAGAGAGCCACGAUGAUAAUAAUCGCAGUAAAUAUUGUGGUAGAACAGUGCCUUAAUUCUAUUUUAGUGUAUUUAUAAUUCAGUGUUUUUUAAUUGUAUCGUAAGCAGCAGAAUUGACGAUUGUCGUAGUUUAAAAUAGAAAUGUGAACUCAAAAUUUGUAUGCAAGUCCUCGUUAUUUAUUUUAAAAUAACUAAUUUUUUUCCUUUUUAUUUUUUGCGUGAAUUUGUAAUGAACAUCGUUAUAUCUUGUGAGUUUGUUCGAUCAAUUGUAUUCCUCAUUCUGAUGUUUAUGUGAAUUUUAAUUUUUUUUUAUAUAACUACAACAAAUAAUUAGCAAAAAUAUUCUAAUCAUUAUGUGAUUUAAUAAAUAUUAAUGUAUAUUAAUAAAU